Cannabis sativa is the source of this 679-nucleotide messenger RNA. RefSeq names its product wound-induced protein 1. Bases 81 to 608 code for a protein of 175 amino acids. The record is from RefSeq and is a predicted model, not a curated record. The transcript has a single exon. Lineage: Eukaryota; Viridiplantae; Streptophyta; Magnoliopsida; Rosales; Cannabaceae.
AUCACCAUACCCAUUAUUGCUUAGCCCUAGCUCUUCAUUACUCUCUCUCAUCACUUAUAUAUACAUAUAUAUAUACAUAUAUGGCAAGUACUGAAAUCUCAACAGCCAAUGAGAAGAUUUAUGAGUCCUCAUCAGACCUAAUAAUAGUCCAAAACAAGGCGACCGUAGAGAAACUCUACAAGGCCUUGUCUCAAGGGCUAGCCCUUGAGACAGUGGCAGAUCUCGUGGCUACAGACCUCGAGUACUGGUUCCACGGCCCGCCACGUUGCCACCACAUGAUGCGGGUGCUAACAGGCGAGUCACAGGCCGACUCUGUGCCUUUUAGGUUUGAGCCGAGGAGCGUUACUCCUAUUGGGGGCGCGUGUGUCAUCGCCGAGGGAUGGGAAGGAGCAAAGGCUUAUUGGGUUCAUGUUUGGACAGUCAAAGAUGGUGUUAUUACUCAGUUUAGAGAGUACUUUAACACGUGGCUUACCGUCAGUGAUCUUCAGUCACCGGCGGUGAAUGGAUGGGAUGUCUCCACCGGUCACCGGAGCUUGUCCACUGUUUGGCAGAGCAUGCCUAGGGAUCUCUUUCGCCGGUCUCUCCCUAGUCUUCUUCUUGCCAUUUAGAAUAUGAUUUUUAUUAAGUUGUUUAAUAAUUAUUGUUAAUAAUGAUAAUUAGUUAUGUGGGGUUAUAAUUA